AUGGCCUCGAAAGCUAUGUGGGAGGUCGAUCCCGAGACGAGAUCUAAACUCGUCACCAUCCAGGCCGAAGCCCAAAACAACAUCUGCUGCGACUGCAGCGCGCCAUCACCGCAAUGGGCCUCGCCCAAGUUCGGCAUCUUCAUCUGCCUGUCGUGUGCCGGCGUCCACCGCGGCCUGGGCGUCCACAUCUCCUUCGUUCGCUCCAUCUCCAUGGACGCCUUCAAGGCCGCCGAGAUCGAGCGCAUGCGCCUGGGCGGCAACGAGAACUGGCGCCGCUUCUUUGAGCAGCAUGAGGACACCAAGAUGCGCGGGCUCAGCUGGGACGAUGCCACCAUCGCGGAGCGCUAUGGCGGGGAGGCCGGCGAGGAGUGGAAGGAGAGGCUGAGCGCUAAAGUCGAGGGCCGCGAGUACGUGCCCGGGGAGAAGGCGGCGAGUGCUAGUGCCAGCCCAGCUCCUGGUGUGGGGGGUCCGUCGACGGCGCCUACGCGCAGCGGGCCGAGGACGGGCACGCCGCUGAGUGGGAGUGCUGCUGCUGCGCCCACGGGUGGGAGCAGGAGUGAGAGCCCCGCGCCGGGUGGGAAGAUCAAGGUAGAUGUGGACUACUUUGCGAAGCUGGGCGAGCGGAACGCGCAGCGGUCGGCUGACUUGCCGCCGAGCCAGGGUGGCAAGUAUGCCGGUUUUGGCAGUUCGGGGCCGCGGCCGCAGAAGCAAGAGCAAACGAUUCCCGGGCUUGACGACUUACAGAGAGACCCUAUGGCGGCUAUCUCGAAGGGCUUUGGGUGGUUCGCGUCGACGGUCACGAAAACGGCUAAGAAUGUCAACGAGGGGUUCAUCCAGCCUACGGCUAAGCAAAUAUCCGAGACCGACUUUGCGGCUCAAGCACGCAACGCCGCCCGCCCAGGCCGCGGCGGUCAGCCCAAGGCAGGUGCUAAGACGGCGCAGGAUGGGUUCACUCGGCUUCGUCGAGGGCCCCAGUGGCAGCGGGUACAAACCCGGUGA
Chaetomium globosum CBS 148.51 is the source of this 999-nucleotide messenger RNA. RefSeq lists its product as uncharacterized. Gene Ontology annotation, biological process: regulation of ARF protein signal transduction; regulation of endocytosis. Bases 1 to 999 code for a protein of 332 amino acids. Gene Ontology annotation, molecular function: GTPase activator activity. The transcript is spliced from 3 exons. NCBI's taxonomy places the organism in Eukaryota, Fungi, Ascomycota, Sordariomycetes, Sordariales, Chaetomiaceae. Gene Ontology annotation, cellular component: Golgi membrane. The record is from RefSeq and is a predicted model, not a curated record.